Molecule: messenger RNA, 900 nt
Organism: Didymella exigua CBS 183.55
Lineage: Eukaryota; Fungi; Ascomycota; Dothideomycetes; Pleosporales; Didymellaceae
Exons: 2
Coding region: 1-900 (299 amino acids)
Source: RefSeq, a predicted model, not a curated record
AUGAGCCAAAAGGCACCCUACCCGCCCAAAGUUUGGGCCUUGGGCGGAAAAAGCGAUAAAUCCAUCGAUAUUCCCGUGACAGCAAUCUGCCUAGCCCUCUACAUAUGCGGCGCGGCAAUGCACAUGACGAUUCUUCAACUGAACCAGCGGCGAGACCACAAGUUCCUAUUCAACGGUGUUUUGUUCGGCUUCUGCAUGUCCCGCAUAGUCACCUGCAGCCUCAGAAUCUCAUCGAUCGUAUAUUCGCACAACAUUCGCCUCGCGAUCGCAGCACAAAUCUUUACCGCUGCCGGCGUGCUACUUAUCUUUAUUGUCAACCUGCUCUGGACACAGAGGCUCGUACGCUCUCUGCACCCUCACUUCGGGUGGCACGCAAUUCCAUCGACUAUCCUUAAGAUGCUCUGGCCAAUCAUCGCGCUUACGCUCGCCGCGCUUAUUACGGCGACGGUGCAGAGUUUCUACACGCUGAGACCGAGGACGCACUUCAUCGACCGCGCAGUGCAACUCUACGGCGUCACAUUCCUGGCUGUGAUUUCAUUCCUCCCGCUCCCAAUUCUCGCUAUCGCUUUUGCCGUACCGCGGAAACGAAGCCACGACAAGUUUGGCGCAGGGCGGCUGAGGAUCAAGGUUGCGGUGCUCGUAGCGGGCACGAUACUCGUGUGUUUUGGCGCAAGCUAUCGCGCGGGGACUUCGUGGCUGACUCCUGUGCCGAUGACGCAGCCGUUGCCUGCUUACUACCACAAGGCCGCAUUCUACUUUGUUGAUUUUGGGGUCGAGAUUGCAACGGUGUUCUUGUAUGCGAUUAUGCGUGUGGAUCUCAGAUUCCAUGUGCCGGAUGGCGCCUCGGGGCCGGGAAGUUACUCGAGCAGCGAGAGAUUGGGGGGGAAGGCGGAAGCUUGA